AUGUCUUCAAAGGGGGGUGCAAGUCCACCCGAACGAGACCCGCAGCAAUCGUUAAUGACACGUUCACAAGCACUCUCAACAGCAUUUCUCGGUACUGCACGCGACAAGGCUAUGGGAGUUGCCCAUGCUGCAACAAGCUGGUUCACACCACCAUCCGAUUGGAGUGCACCUUUAUCGCACUUGGAGUCACUCACCACCGUCAUGUUGAAUCCAUUGGCUGCCCACCCUGUUUAUCAAAGCGAAUCAUUGGCCAAAGCCCUUCAACUCAUGCAGCAACAACAACGUCAACGGUCAUCGUCGUCUUCCUCCUCGUCUAACGGCAACGAGCUCGUACUGCACGGCACAACGAAUAGUGCCUGGCCAUCCAGCACUGAACUACUAAAGGCCGAGAUACCCGAGUCCCAUGCACCACUCUCUUUGUUUCAAGGUUUUGCUGCCACAUACCCUUCGCUUGCAGGAGCAUCAUCGACCUCUUCUUCAUCUCCGUCAAAUAAGAGAUCAAGGCAUAAACGGAAAAAACAGGCAGCUCAUGCUUCAGAGGGUCAAAAUCGUACACUGACUCAAGUCAUUGCCGAGCGAGAACAAAAGAUGCGUGAUAGUAGUAAAUUGGAAAAGCAAAAGUUGUCGACCAUGAACGAGAUGAAUCAAAUCACGAUGCAGAUUGAGGAGCUUGUCAAUAAGCGUAAAGCGUUGGAGCAAAAAUGGCAAAAACUUGAAGCAAAGGAGCAACAACUUUUGGAGACAAUUGGGCAAUUGAAUGAUGUGAUUGUGACAGUGGAAGAAGAAGGAAGAGAUACAGUGAGUGAAGGUGGUAGUUCAUCACGCGCCACGGUCCAACAGGAUACGAUAUCAGAAGACGACGCCAUCCUUUACGAGAGUGGUACCUGCUACAAGACACUUUCUGGCCAUGAUGAUGAUGUAUUAUGUGUGGAUUUCAAUCACCCACGUGGUAUCUUGGUUUCUUCUUCCAUGGAUGGUACAGUGCGUGCUUGGGAUUUGUACAAGCAUAAAUGUGUCGGCACCCUUGAAGGACCUACCAGUGUGGUGCGAUGUUUACAAUUAAACGAUGCAUGCCUGCUUACGGGUUCUGAGGAUGGAUCGAUCAAGCAAUGGAACAUGUCAGCCAUUCCACCACCACCGCCUUCCACCGAUAGCUCAGUGAUAUCAUCCAGCGAACCCACGUCUCCCGAAUUAUCAGCCAUCCCUGAAGAUCUUCCCGUGUUGAGCGAAUGUUUCACAGGUGCUUUGGAAGGCCAUCAAGCUGAAGUAACGGCAUUGUAUAUGGAUCAAACUAUGGCUGUGUCAGGUGCCAACGACAAGACUAUGCGACAAUGGGAUCUGGAAACUCAAAAAUGUGUCUUGACACUCGACGUGAUGUGGGCUAGCCAUGGUGCAUCCCCUUCAUCCUCCUCCUCCUCUUCGGGUUGGCAACAAUGGGCCAUGGAUGGAUUGCACAACUUUUUCAACACCCAGGACUUUGUUGGUGCUUUGCAAUUUUGGAACUUUGCAUUGGCAAGUGGUACCAUGGAUGGAAAAAUCAGAAUGUGGGAUUUACGCACGGGUCAAGCACAUCGUACCUUGCCUGGUCAUACAGGUCCCAUCACAUGCUUACAAUUUGAUGAAGUACAUCUCGCAAGUGGUAGUCAAGAUAAGACGAUCAGGAUUUGGGAUUUACGGACAGGCUCCGUUUAUGAUACAUUGCACUUCUCGAGUCCCGUAACAUCGCUCCAAUUCGAUACUGGCCGAAUAGUAAGCGCCAAUUGUACGGAAAACAUUGAUAUCUAUAAUCGAACUUCCUUCCAACAUACCACUUUGCAAGGGCACACCGCACAAAUCAACUCGGUUCGAUUCCGUGACAAUGUAUUGGCAAGCGGUGGAAACGACAGCGUUGUGAAACUUUGGGCUCUAUAG
Messenger RNA from Lichtheimia ornata, 1911 nucleotides. RefSeq lists its product as uncharacterized. NCBI's taxonomy places the organism in Eukaryota, Fungi, Mucoromycota, Mucoromycetes, Mucorales, Lichtheimiaceae. The transcript has 7 exons. The coding region runs from base 1 to 1911 and encodes 636 amino acids. Gene Ontology annotation, molecular function: protein binding. Gene Ontology annotation, biological process: negative regulation of transcription by RNA polymerase II. Gene Ontology annotation, cellular component: transcription repressor complex; nucleus. The record is from RefSeq and is a predicted model, not a curated record.